Messenger RNA from Ceratotherium simum simum (southern white rhinoceros), 2220 nucleotides. RefSeq names its product pipecolic acid and sarcosine oxidase (gene PIPOX). The record is from RefSeq and is a predicted model, not a curated record. Gene Ontology annotation, cellular component: peroxisome. Gene Ontology annotation, molecular function: flavin adenine dinucleotide binding; L-pipecolate oxidase activity; sarcosine oxidase activity. NCBI's taxonomy places the organism in Eukaryota, Metazoa, Chordata, Mammalia, Perissodactyla, Rhinocerotidae.
UUCAGCCCAGAGCCUGCCUUUGUUCGCCUUCUCCUUUGUGGUGGGCUCUGUGGCUGCAGGACUGACUAAGUGGGCAUCAUGGCUGCUCAGAAAGUUCUCUAUGAUGCCAUUGUGAUCGGGGCAGGCAUCCAGGGCUGCUUCACCGCAUACCACCUGGCCAAACACAAGAAGAGGGUCCUCCUGCUGGAGCAGUUCUUCCUGCCACAUUCCCGAGGAAGCUCCCAUGGGCAGAGCCGGAUAAUACGAAGGGCAUACCCUGAAGACUUUUACACCCAGAUGAUGCAUGAGUGCUACCAGAUAUGGGCCCAGCUGGAGCAGGAGGCUGGAACCCAAUUACACAGGCAGACUGGACUACUGAUGCUGGGAAUGAAGGAGAAUCCAGAAUUAAAGACAAUCCAGGCUACUCUGUCUAGGCAGGGGGUAGAACACCAGUAUCUCCCCUCUGAGGAUCUGAAGCAACGUUUCCCCAAUAUUCGGUUGGCCGGGGGAGAAGUGGGGCUCUUGGACGAGUCUGGAGGAGUUCUCUAUGCGGACAAGACCCUCCGGGUCCUCCAGGAUGCAAUUCGACAGCUAGGGGGCACAGUGUGUGAUGGAGAGAAGGUGAUAGAGAUAAAACCUGUGCUAUCAGUCAUGGUGGGAACCACCUCCCAGAGCUACCAAACCAAGAGCUUGAUCAUCACAGCAGGUCCUUGGACCAACCGGCUCCUCCGUCCCCUGGGACUUGAGCUGCCUCUCCAGACCCUGCUGGUCAAUGUGUGUUACUGGCGAGAGAAGGUUCCCGGAAGCCAUGGUGUGUCCCAGGGCUUUCCAUGCUUCCUGGGCCUCGGCCUGGCUCCCCACCACAUCUACGGGCUGCCCUCCAGAGAGUACCCAGGGCUGGUGAAGGUCUGCUAUCACCACGGCAACAAUGCAGAUCCGGAGGAGCGGGACUGCCCUACGGCAUUCUCAGACAUCCAAGACGUCCAGAUCCUGAGCCACUUUGUCAGAGGUCACUUACCUGACCUGGAGCCGGAGCCUGCCAUUAUGGAGCGCUGCAUGUACACGAACACCCCUGAUGGGCACUUCAUUCUCGAUCGACACCCAAAGCAUGCCAACAUUGUCAUUGGUGCUGGAUUCUCUGGGCAUGGAUUCAAACUGGCCCCUGUUGUGGGGAAGAUCCUGUAUGAAUUAAGCAUGAACUUAACACCAUCUUAUGACUUGACACCUUUUCGAAUCAGCCGCUUCUCUGGCCUGGGCAAAGCCCACCUUUGACCCCUGGCUGGCAGCCUUCCUUCCGUGCACAGGAGCUGGGAAUAAAGCCCUCUGCUAAGAAAGGCUUCUCAGAUGAAAGAAGUGGCUGGGACAUAUCACCCUUUUCUCCUGCCUCUCUUGAGGCCCCUGUAAGCACCAGAUGAUUGAAUCUACCUUCUUCCCCGGGCCAGCUCCCCAAUCCCACUACUUUUUUGCUUCCUAAAGGUGAAUCAGAUAUUCUCUAAUCACAGAGCAGCAAGGACCUUUGAGAUGGAUGUCUCAGUAAGGAGGGGCAUAAGGACUGGCUCAGGAGACGACAGCAGCUGUUAAAAAUCUCUUUGCUGGGACAUUUGAUGAACUUGGGCUGGGUUUGACUACAGCUGCCCAGGGGAGGGUAAACAAGAUGAUUUGCAGAUCACUACUGCCCUUGGAGUUCCUUUUCUUAAAACUGGAGCCACUCUCCAUCACAAACUCCCACAAAAUCUGGCUCAUCUUCGGUGCACAAUAAAUGUUUGUUGAAAAAAAUUUGUUGAACAAACAGAUAAAUAACUGCAUUGCAUUAAAGUCUGUGGUGGGCUUUAUUUUCCAUGUGACAUUAUUUCUCACAGACUUUAAUUGUCUCAGUCAGCACCACAGAAUCCAUUACCCCAGGAGUCCUUGGGGUCUUUCUCCCCUCAAUGCACUGCACCUUCUUCCUCUGGAUUCUUUGUCUGCUUCUCAUCCUCUCUCCGGCUCUGUAAAGAUGCUCAGCUCCCCAGUCUCUCAUUAAGGUGUAUUGUCAGGUUCUUAUGAAGAUGGAGCUGUUAUACCAGAAAGAAAGAGAGAGACACACUCACUUAGAAACCCCGUUCAAUGUUUGAAUGUUAAAUGUGCCAUUUUAUUAUCAUUAGGAUUGCUCCCACUUAAUGAAACGGCAUUAGUGCCGAGUCGGCUGGCCUCCUCGCACUAAUUGCUUUGGAAAGGAACAGGCUCAUAACUACCCCAGGGUGG